This is a messenger RNA of Lineus longissimus, 6809 nucleotides long. RefSeq names its product pneumococcal serine-rich repeat protein-like. The record is from RefSeq and is a predicted model, not a curated record. Gene Ontology annotation, molecular function: DNA-binding transcription factor activity; zinc ion binding. Bases 106 to 5757 code for a protein of 1883 amino acids. Lineage: Eukaryota; Metazoa; Nemertea; Pilidiophora; Heteronemertea; Lineidae. The transcript has 8 exons.
UUUCACGAAAAUAAUUUUUGCAGUUUUGUGAAAUUGCUGCAAAUAAAUGACUUUUCUCACCGAAAUUGAUAGAUUUUGAUUAGCAGCAAAUAUUUAUCAUAAGAAAUGGCUUUGAAAGAACCUUCGGAGGCUGAGAGGUUGGAGAUUGCCCCACCCAAAAGGGCAUUGGAAGUCGAAAGGUUCUCGACUCUCGAGGAAGUUCAUGAAAAAAUUCGAGAGCUUGAAAAAGAGGGCGCCACCAAAUAUGCGUCUCGAGCUAAACAUAAAAAUUUUGGCGAUGAACGUGUUGACCCUGCCGUCAUUGUAAAGAAGCACCAUGUGCGUUUUCAGUUAAAAAACACUUUACUGGCCAUUCCCAAUGAUGGCUGCCCAUUUUAUAUUUUGGGCACUAAACAGUUGAUCUGUCAUUUAGGAAGGGAUUAUAAAAAAAGUAAGAGGUAUGAUCCUGCAGGAGUUAAUGUGCGUAGGAGGAACACGAAGAAGGUUGACUGUCCAGUUGUCAUCUGGGUCAAACACAUAAUGAAAUUCCCCCAGUUUAAGAUCACCGACCAGCAACACACACACGUAGACAAGUAUCGGAAGAAUGUAGCGGUAAAGAAGGUUAGACAGCUACUCGAAAGUGCCCAGGACUUAAAGGGGCAGUGUGUCCACGAGUUCUACAUGAAUAUCCCGCAGGCAGAGGACCACAAGGGACACCCUAUCUCCGGAAUAACUGCUGGCUUUCGACACCAAUUGGAACCUAGGGUAGUCGCAGUGAUGAAUGAUGCAAUACGCCUGGGUGUAAACAGAGUUAGCCACAUUAACAAUAUUAUUUAUUCUUUCGUCAAGAAAGAAUUCUUCCCUAAGAAGAAACCAGACAAAAUGGACAAACGGUUCUUUCCAACAAAAGUCGAUGUAAGGAAUUAUUUAGCACGGUUUAAUAUGUCCAACACAGACAAACAAAACACUGAAAACUUUGUUUCCAAGUGGCAGCAAAACAUCAUUGAGGAUUUCAUCUACUUCCGACCUCAUUAUGUCAACUUGGAAAUCCCGUAUAUUCCUCACCCGAAGGCUUGUUUCAAGAAUAUUCUGGACAUCCCAGACCUUGACAGAAUGCGGAGGAAUGUAGCCAAUGACACGAGUGCGCCUCUGUUGUUCUGCUACCAGAGCGUGUGGCAGAAACGGCUCAUGUCUCUUCAUGGGAAUCAGAUGACAUUUCUCAACCCCGCGCAUCUUGCCUUACCAUGCGAAUACCCCCUCUACUUCCUUGUCGUCCUCACCAAUGUGGGUUUCUUGAUAGUUGGUGUCAUAAUCCUGGAGAAGUCUUCUCCGGAGUUGCUGCAGGAAGCCUUGAGUGUCUUCCGCAAUUGGAACCCUGGUUGGAAGCCGUCAACUUUCAUGGUUGGUUCUGACGAAGACGAUGCAAGUGCAAUCCAAGCGGUCUUCAAAGAAAAGGGAAUCCGGCUGCAUAUAAAUAAAGACCACAGGGAAAAAGCCUGGCGUGCCUGGCAGGACGACGCAUCCGAUGGUAUCGAGAACAAGGGCGAGAUCAUCGAGAUGAUGAGGGAGAUCGCCACGUCUCCAAGCCGAGAGAAACUGAAGAAGGCAUUGGAGACUCUGCAUGAGAGCGAGGCGUGGAAAGGCGAUGCGCUCUUGAGACACUGGUUCACAGAAACAUGGGAGAACAGAAUCAAGCAAUGGACGACAGUCUACUUGGAAAAGACGUUAGAUCUGAUGAUGAACGUCUGCUGCAUAAAGGACUCUAUGACAGAGCUGCUUGUCCAUAAGCCAAUUCGGCCAUAUCGCAGUGAUACCCUUCUUGAGAUGAUCACACAACUCCUCAAGUCUUACCUACCAAAGUCAUAUAUCAAGUACACCAAAAUGAAUGUGGACACUCCAGUCGACAUGACGAAGAUGAGGGCGUUACCAGAAUUCCUGAGGAACAGCCCUGCAGCUACAGUCGUUGGGGAGAGCGUGACUUCAGUAGCAACCAGCAGUAAUUGGCUAAGCAUGGGACUUUUCAUAGUCAGCAAGACGGAACCUGGCAUGAUUACCGUUGAAAUAAUAGCAGGCCAACGGGAGGAGGUUCGAUUAGGCAAUGCAGAGAAGUUUCCAAGCUGUACGUGUGCAGCGUGGAAUGCAAGCCGAUUACCAUGUAUACACUUCUUUUCAGUGGUAAGAUGUGUUCCCAGUGUAAAUUGGGAAAGUUUCAGUCCGCUGUAUCGUGAUUGUCUGUUGUUCCAGACCGAUUACAGUUGUAAUACAGUCUUGCCCUAUACCCCCGAUCGGGACGUGUCUGCUGAUGUCGUCUUAUCAGACGAUGAGGAAGUGGAAGAGGAAGAUGAUGUCAUUGAAAGCAAUUCAGAGGCAAAUGAUGCGGGAAGUGACAUUGAUUAUGGCGGGGCAAUAUCGGACUCGCCACCAAACAGUCCUGAAGUAGCCCAAGCUGUGCACGAUUUGCUGUUGGAGGAGGCGCAUCCAGAGACACCAUCAGUUUCGUGUUCAACCACAACUCCUAGCGACGAUGACAGAGUGGAUACAGUAAAGGAGCCAGCUCACAUGAUUGUCCCAGUCAUUGUAUCUGUAAGAAGUCUAAUUAGUACGUGUGCAAACGUACCGGCUGCCGUGACAAGUUAUGAGACGUCUGCUGCCUGUGUCCUUGCGCCGUCUGCUCAGGCAAAAGUUUCACCAUCUUGCCAAGUCAACCUUUCUGCUCUUACCAAGCAAGUACAGAAAAUAAUCAAGCCUAAGGCUGCUGAAAGUGACAAGGAGGGGACCCCUGUGAAUAAAGAAGAGUCGUUGAGACUUUCAAAUGUUCAAGAAGGAGUCUCUACUGAUGCAUUGGUUGAGGUUCCCACCAGUUCUUCAGUUGCUAUGCCAACCGCAGCAGUAGCAGAAAAUUCAUCAAUUGCUUCAACAGCUACAGCAGUUGCUUGUUCUUCAGAUGCUGCAACAACUGCUACAGGAUUAGUGAAGCCACUCGAUUUUUCAACAACGGCGUCUCGGCAACAGAUCUCUACAAUGGCUAAUGGCUCCACCAUCGUUGUUGAAGCAAUGAUUCCUGGCAAAUUGCCAUCAGUAACCCGAUUCAAACGGAACACAGAUGGAACGUACAUAGUGGAUAAAUCUACCAAGUUUCCCAGUGCAGUGUCCAUUGCAAAAGAACUUGAGAAGUCUAUCCAUGGAGAUACCAUUAAGAAACCUGUACCAAUCGCCCCGGCUGUUGGCACAUCGCAGUCAGUUGGUCCAGUAUUUGCAGUAGCGGUUACGAGCAGUUCUGAUCUGCUUGGAGCACUGAAGAAUGUUGUCUCUUCAACUUCUAGUCCAACUGUAAUUAAAUUCAAGAAGCCACUGGAUUUGGGACAAGUAGAUAGUGAAGAUUUUGUUACGAGUCUAACUGCUUCAGGUGAGGCUACAUCUGUUGGACAACUUCCAAUAGGAAGCAGUUUGAUGAGUUAUUCUCCUGACAACAGUGAGACUUUGUCCACUGCCCUUUUCAUACCCACCACCGAGCAGACCCCUGAUGGCCAGAAUGUUCCGAGUAUGGCUUCUACGAGUGUAGCAUCAACAGAAUCUCCUACAACUGCUGAUACUGCUCAAAGUGGAGAAGCCUCGGUCAUGAGUAUGUUGGAUGAUCCUGAUCAUAACGAAGACCCGAAUUCUUCAGGAUCAAGCAUUGUUCCCUCGAUAUCCGGUACAACUAUUCCAGACACCUCAACCUCAGUUGCAGCAGCCACAAGUUCUGGUUUAUCAUCUGUUAUUUCAACUGUUGUGGCAUCACCAGCCUCGUGGGUGCCUCUGCAGAAGUACCUGUCUGCUGCUGGCAACAAGCCAAUAAUAUUUACUACUGCCAGUUCCGCGUCUAGUCUACCAAUAUUGACGAACAUUCCUGUAAUCCAUGGAGAUGCUCAAACCACGGCUGCUCCAGUUAGCUCUGAUUUCCCAUUGUUGGUUUCAACUACAAAUCUUGCAACUACGGUAACACGUUUAGCCACAACCACAGUAACUACCAUGGCGCCUGCUAGUUCAGCCACAACAGCGUCAGCAACAUCGGUAGUGACGUCUGCAACUGUUUCUUGCCCACCCACUGCAUUGCAAAUAUUGCAACGGAGUCAAUCAACUGCGAAGGCUCUGACAAAAUUAGCCACUGCUUCAACAUCUCAGUCCCCACAGGCCAAGAUUCCUAACAUCCUAAGUCGUGGAAAAGCAAAGUCAUCCCUGUCUUCAGCCCUCCCUUUGUCUUCUCAGUCUUCCGACGUUACUGAUACUGAUGAUGAUUUAGAAGAGAUGGGAGUUGAUGCUGAUGAUUCUGCGGACUGGACCCCAGACUUGGAGAUUGACCUGCCCAAGGUUGCCAAACCACGAUCUUCAACAAGAAUAAAAUCCCUGAAGAAUACCGAGUCUCCUGUUUCAAAAGCUGAUUUGUCGGAUAAUUCGCAAGUCCAAGAAAAACUAAAGUAUGAUAAAGAAAGCGCAACUGGGACUAAAACCACCAGCGGCAGUGCACCAAACCAAACCACAACUGCAAGUACUAGUGUAAUGAAACCAACAUUAGUUACGAUAAUCCCUUCUGAACCAGGUGGCACAAUAACCGAAAAAACAUUGUCAGGUAUCAUGGAUAUGCUGAAGAAGAAAGGGGUUCUCAAAGGGCAAAAGGUGUGUUUCAACACACCAAGUGGAGAAUCUAUUGCCUCGUGUGAGAGUGGAACAAUAAAUGUAGUUUCAGAACAUUCUGUGGGAGCAUCCGUUUCUCAAAGUUCUAGUGGAACAACAGCUCCGAGUACCUCGCUUGGGACGCCACUAACACGAAGUUCCAGUGGAAAACUGAUCGCACAAAAGUCGAGAGGAACACCUGUGUCAACUUUGUCUCUCACUUCCAAGACAGGCAGUUCAGUAUCCCAGACGGCUGGUGCUCGCUUGCAGGGUACCUCUCAAACAGUUGUCCCUAUUCCAAAGAUUUCAGCUUCAGCUGUUACUCCCGUCUUUGUCCAACCACAUUGUCCUAAAGGGUCCAUGACUUCACAAAGCAAAGUCCCUACUGUGGCCUCACUUCUGCAAAAGAGAGCUGCUACAAAUGUGCAAAGUGGUGUCUCCAUUGUUGCUACGAACAUGCAAAGCAAAGGAAGCACGGUUUCCGGUGUAGAAAGUUCAGGGCAUCAAAUGUGUGUGAAACCUUGUAAACCAGCAACAGUUAUGGUGUCCGCUUCAACGCAAACAAUGGAAAUGCCUGCCGUGGAAAAAACAAAAAAGGCUCCAAAAACCAAGAAGCAGAAAUUGAUACGAAAGUGUGAGGAGACUUUGAAAAAUGUUGGGGAUACAUUGCAGUUAGUAAAAGAUGAGGAGUAUUUGACCCAGUUGAAUGACCAUCUGUAUAGUUUAUUGGGUGAGCUUCGUGAGAUUGUUUCCAUGGGUCGAAUUGGUCCCAGCAAACAAGUGAAACAGGAACUGGUGUUAGAAACAAUCCUGUCGGUACCUGAGACUGUUCCUGUGCCUGAAGGCCCAUCCCCUUCAAAGCGGAUGCGCCUUGAGCAACCAGUGGAGGUGGAUCAGAACCUUUAUGUAACGUCUGCUGGUGCUAAUUAUCAGCCGAAUUUUCCAUCUCAGUCGACGUCCAAUGAGACGUAUUAUGAGGUGGAGUACGUUGAGGUGCCGCAGUCAGAGAUCGAGCCGGCUGUAGCAUCUAUCAAACUUGAAGGAGGCAUUGACAAUACAGGUAUCCAGCGGAUACUAGAUGCUCUGAAUGUUGUUUCACAGGAAGAGGUCGUUGGAUGUACAUAGCAUUAGCGGUAUGGGCUUUGCUGAGCCUCAUAUGGAUAUACAUGUACACUAUUGGGAUUAGUUACUGUUGUGAGAUGGAGUCUAGCUCUCAUAGAGACUGUCUGUCAUAGAACACUUCGUCACCAGCAUUCCCUUGAGUGAACAAUGCAUUGGAUUUCCAUUGAAUUUUCCCUCUGCAAUCAGAUAAGCAAUUAAGGGCAGCACAUGUCAGUCCUGAGGUUGUCCUUAUAUAGAGAGGUUUUGCUGUAAUGAUGUAUGAGUACUUGGCAGGGCUGGCGCGCCCGUUCGCAUUUUCGCCACUUGCGACUCCUGCACAGGAGUGGCGAAUGUAAAACAAUGUCUGGCUAAAAAUUUUGCGAAUUCAAUUUGAAUUGCCAUGAUUUGGCGAGAGAGUAAUAGUGUUGUGCGAAAAUUGAUCAAAGUCUAUCAAAAAGAUCCACUACCACACCAAAUGCACCAAGGAACGAUCGUUAGUCAAACUUUAUCAUUAAUUGCGGGCGGCCGCGCUAUCACACGUGGUUGCCAUCGUCUGCAUUGUAGUUCUACCCGUUGCCGCUACCGUGAUUUUGGUGGCGCUGCUGGUCGCCUUACGCAUACAUUAUCGGCUAGUUUCCCGCUCGCUUCGUUGCCAUGGAGUCUCCGGUCACGGGUUCCUCGAAUCGUUCGUUGAUUUGCUAGUCUCAGAACUGGCGGUGAGCUGGGUCGGCCCCAAUGUAGAGGCGACUCAAUAUGGCUAAAAGUGGCUGGGAGGAAAAAAUUCAAUAUAUGUUUUGAUUGGUUCUUCCCUUUUAUUACACAUCUUCUUUAUUCUGUCUUGCUUGGUACAUUAUCAAAACCAGUCUGUCAGUCUGAAAUAAAGUUUUUUUCUAAAAUUUUGAAUAUUGUUCCACUAUCCUAAAUGUAGUUUGGGAAGCUGUAACUUUGUACAUACUGUCCGAUUGAACAAUAUUAUAACAGUUCUGAUAGGGAGAGUGUUCAUGUUAGUCUCUUCUUUGAAAUUGAAAUAUGUGUUUGUAAGCCUUAAAUUGUUUCAUGAUAAAGCAUUGUAAAUA